UCGUCGAGAUAAACAUGUCGCAAUUGACGCACACGCGAUUGUCAGUCGCUGGUAAAACGGGACCGUCAUGAUAUGACGUGUGGCAUCACGUGAGGAACGUGGAAUCGCAUUGUGCGAAUUGUGUUCCGGAUGCGCGCGAUCAUGUCAUGCGGGACGAAACGCAUCCCGGCGGAAAUUUCGUAUCGUCCACUAUGAAAAGUGCGAUCUCGACCUCUCGCCUCUUUCUCGCGAAUUGCAGGUCGAUUAUUCUGAAAAUGACGAGCUCGGACGAAAUAAAGGACAUAUGGAGAACUGCGGAUGCCGUGACAUUCGACGUCGAUUCCACUGUUAUAACGGAGGAAGCUAUCGAUGAACUCGCCAAUUUCUGUGGAAAAGGAGAACAGAUCACCAAACUAACGAAGCAGGCUAUGCAAGGUGACAUGACGUUUCAGCAAUCCUUAUCUAUAAGACUGGGAAUCAUAAAUCCAAGUUUGACACAAGUGAGAGAGUUCCUGAAUACUCAUCAGUCAAAACUAACUACUGGUAUCAAGGAGUUGGUGUCCACCUUACAAGCUCGUGGGAAGCAAGUGUUUCUCGUCUCUGGUGGUUUUCGCUGUCUUAUCACACCAAUUGCCGUACAACUGAACAUUCCACCUGAGAAUAUUUAUGCCAACAGAUUAAAAUUUUUUUUCACAGGAGAAUAUGCUGGAUUCGAUGAGACUCAGCCAACAUCUAGAAGCGGUGGCAAAGGAGAAGUUAUACGACGUCUUAAAGAAGAAAAAGGAUUUAAGAUCGUUGUACAUAUCGGUGACGGCUCAACAGAUUUAGAAGCGUCACCACCAGCAGAUGCAUUUAUAGGAUUCGGUGGAAAUGUAAUUAGGGAAAAUGUAAAAUCACGCGCGCAGUGGUUUGUUACAAACUUUGAUGAUCUCAUAAAAUGUUUAUAGAUAACCAAUAUUUCUACGAAAAUAAAAAUACAUUAUUUUAAUAAUUUAGUUAAAAUGUAAAGAAUUAAAUUAGAGUAAUUAUUGCCAGCAUAGUGUGAAAAUUGUAAAUGAUGUUCGUAAACUAAUUACACUUUAUUCUAUAAAGUACAUGAAACAUA
This is a messenger RNA of Solenopsis invicta (red fire ant), 1084 nucleotides long. It is a transcript of the gene aay, whose product is annotated as phosphoserine phosphatase. Gene Ontology annotation, cellular component: cytoplasm. The transcript is spliced from 6 exons. Gene Ontology annotation, molecular function: L-phosphoserine phosphatase activity; magnesium ion binding. The record is from RefSeq and is a predicted model, not a curated record. The coding region runs from base 147 to 926 and encodes 259 amino acids. NCBI's taxonomy places the organism in Eukaryota, Metazoa, Arthropoda, Insecta, Hymenoptera, Formicidae. Gene Ontology annotation, biological process: dephosphorylation; L-serine biosynthetic process.